Molecule: messenger RNA, 4821 nt
Organism: Ooceraea biroi (clonal raider ant)
Lineage: Eukaryota; Metazoa; Arthropoda; Insecta; Hymenoptera; Formicidae
Gene: Dh31-R
Product: Diuretic hormone 31 Receptor
Biological process (GO): cell surface receptor signaling pathway; adenylate cyclase-modulating G protein-coupled receptor signaling pathway
Cellular component (GO): plasma membrane
Molecular function (GO): calcitonin receptor activity
Source: RefSeq, a predicted model, not a curated record
UAUUGCACUCGUUUCGUCAACUGUCAAUUAGCGUUGGUAAGCUCCGCCGAGCCGAGUGGCGUGACACACUUCGAAGGGAAGCCGAACAGAGCAGCCGAUGACGGAGGCGGCGGUGGCCGCGCGCCAUCCGAAAUCGCGCGGGGACGCGAGUGCGAGUAUCGCGAGCAAGACACGCGAGAACAGGCGUCGGACAGAUUAUCCGAAAGCAGACGCGCGGGCACGGCUUCAAACGCCGCUUCGUGACGCGUUAUCGUGAUACUAAUCGUAAAACGGAAACGGCACCACGUGUCCCUCGGCGAUCGCGCGAGUCGGUCGUUACUGCGCGCGGCAAUAGAAACGCGCGAUAGCAGAAUCCGCACGAGCAGCGAAAUUUCAGGCGUACAUUCGUAAUGGUUCACGGAUCACGUGAUUCCUCUUGCGCACACAAGUUUACAAUGCAACUUCAGCCGUUUUAAUGUUCUUCUUGUCUUCUAGUUUUUCUUUUCUUUUUUUUCUUUGUUUCGAAGAUAACGCGAGCUUUUUGCCUGCACGCUGCACCUCGCUGGUGACAGCAAAAAAUCAUUAAAGUCUCUCAGUGGACUCGCUACGUACUAAUUACAGCAGCAUUCCUCGUGGUAAUUCUCGCCUUUGAUUUAUUAUACAAUAUAUCGUCUACCGUGUAAUGUUAGCGUUCACUCGGAACACAUUAUCGCUUCGUUUUUAUUUGCAUCUUCGAUCGCCACGGGUUUAUCGGGUUGAUCAGACGGAAUUAGUUCCGUCGCGCGUCCAUUCCUCAUAAAUAUUUCAUAAAGUGUAGCCGCAAUUAACACUUAGGAUCUCUAAACACCUAUCGAUCCUCGCGAGUAAGAAAGUAUCACGCUGUCGAGACGUGAAGUGUUUUGCCGUGCAACGACGAUCGAGAGCUUCCGUUAUUCAUGAGACAUUAGACAUCUAUCGGGCGCUUCAAGAUAAACGCAUACGAAUUAGCCGGAACAAUUGGGAAUCGGAGUCGAGCAAGUUCUCGGCUCUCGGCUAAUUGAAGUUUCGCCAAGUGCGCCGGGCUGCUGGCAGGCAAAUUCUCUGGGAUUUACGGCGAAUCGAAUCGUCACGUCGAUUGCGCGCUCGCGGCAAUUUCCAAAGUGCGGCGAAAUUACGAGCAGAACAAGCGACGUCGAAAAAGCGUGACGUCGUCUGCGACCCCGAUGACCGCGAUCGGACAUUGGUCACGACGAUCGGCACGCAAGGGUAUCGUCCAAUCAACGGUCAGAUCAUAUAUACGAUCGUCGUGCAUUCGGUGGUGAUAAGGGAGACACGCCCACGCAAUCUGCCAGCGAUCACCAGCGGCGACCGCUGAAACGAACGUUUGUCCGGCGACCGACGCGGAUCCGUGGACUGUCGUUGGCCACCGCUCUCGUCCCUGGUCCAAUUGCAGCUUCAACGCUGACAUUUCAGACGCAUUUGGUUUCUGUAACUGGCCAAUAACGCCAAUCAUGGACGCACAGACUGAGUCAUCAUCCCGUUCAAACGCCAAUCGUCCGUGCGCGUAGCGCACUCUAGGUCGCCAAAGUCUGAACGAUGCCUGGAAACACGACGGUGGGUAGCACGCUACUCGACGAGGAACUCCGUCGAAUUCUGCUGGAACGCGAGCAAGAAUGCAUGAAGCUGAAAGCCAUGAAUACGACCCUGCCACCGGAACCGUACUGCCGGCUCACGUUCGACGGAUGGUCCUGUUGGCCGAACACUCCAGCUGGCUCUACCGUGUAUGCACCAUGUCCGAACUUUAUCACCGGCUUCGACACGUCAUUGAUGGCGCACAAGUACUGCGAGCUGAACGGCACGUGGUUCCGGCACCCCGAGUCCAAUCAAAUAUGGAGCAACUACACGACCUGCGUGAACAUGCAGGACCUGAGCUGGCAGCAAGGUAUAAACGGGAUCUACGAGGUGGGAUACGCGAUAUCCUUGGUAGCGCUACUACUUUCCCUGGGAAUUCUCACGUACUUCCGAUCUCUCAGAUGCGCUCGGAUCACGCUGCACAUGAAUCUGUUCAGCUCGUUCGCCAUCAACAACGCCCUGUGGCUGAUCUGGUACAGAGUCAUAGUAGCGAACACGGAUCUACUACUUAGCAAUGGCAUACCAUGCCACGUUCUGCACGUGCUCCUUCAUUAUUUUCUACUAACUAACUACGCCUGGAUGCUCUGCGAAGGUUUCUACUUGCACACGUUGCUAGUAAGUGCGUUCACCAGCGAGCACAAAUUAGUGAACUGGCUGAUGGGACUCGGAUGGCCAGUGCCAGCUGUAAUCGUCACUUUGUACACGGCAUUACGUGCCGCUAGCGACGAUCCUGCGGACACCGAACAAUGCUGGAUCAACGAGGGCAACUACAUGAACGUGCUGGUUUAUCCCGUCUGCGUUUCCACUAUGCUAAAUCUACUCUUCCUGUUCAACAUCGUGCGAGUCCUCCUCAUGAAACUGCGCGCUGGACCCGCCAUCGGAACACGACCUUCGCGAUCCAUGCUGCAAGCUUUCAGGGCUACGCUACUCUUGGUGCCUCUCUUGGGUCUUCAUUACUUAGUAAUCCCAUUCCGGCCGCCGAAAGACCAUCCCUGGGAACACUUUUACGAAGUUCUUUCUGCGAUUACGGCUUCCUUUCAGGGUCUCUGUGUGGCUGUGCUUUUCUGCUUUUGCAACGGCGAGGUAAUAGCACAAUUCAAGAGGAAGUGGGAUGGCAGCGCCCUUAUGCGAAAGCGGGCCAACUCCUGCACAGCAACGACCGUCUCGGUCCGAUGGCGGGAGAGGAGAAGGUGUGACUAUCAACCGGCGGCGUCAGCGGUGCCGGGCGAAGAGGACCACAAGCUGGCGAGCGAGACUCGGCUGCAGCAGCCGCAGCGGACCGUGCAGGUGAUCGCCGCCGAUAAUCGACCGGGUGAUCACGGCAACAACAACCAUCAGGCGCGGGUGCUGAUCAAGCGGGGCGAUGACGGCUCACCCGGCGACGACGAGUGCGACCAGACGCAGUGUUGAUGACGACCGACGUGGGGCUGAUGAGGACCAUUUCCUCCAGCGUGUGGAUUUCUUCCCGCUGCCUGAUGUACCGGCUUCCUCGUGAGAUACAUCUUGGAUCGACACGCGCGGAUAGAUAGAUAGAUAGAUAGACACACGUACCGGGAAACACAUCCUUGAUUGGAUCGAUGUAAUGCAUCACGGAGGAUCAAAGAUCUUUACUCGGGCCAAGUAUCAAUCAUGAUCAGUUGAUACGAUGUUUUACUUCGUCUCUGCUUUUUUAUUAUUUAAGCAAAUACACAUGUAUAUAUGUAUAUGUUUAAAUAAGCUUAAGUGAUCAGCAGGCGAAGCAAGAUAUCGUAUCACGUGAUUGAUAUUUAUUGAUGUGCAUGUUAUACAUUAUGUGUAUAUACUCGAACGAGGUGUCUAUUAAUAACUAUGUCACACAUCAUACAUACAUACACACAUACGCAACAGCCUAAUUUAGUUGACAGACUGAGAUGCGACUCGACCAGUAUCCCAAUCGUAAUGCGAUCAGCCACCCGUCGAUUUCCGCCGAAUUAUUUAUCAAUGCACAGGAUAGCACAAUACGUGAUUCAUGAACGUCGGCGAAAUACUGGUAUCAGUUAACAACCAAGGAAAUGAAAUAUGGCGUAUUUGAUUUUUGCGGGUUGUAAUCAUUAUAGUUUACAGACCACAAGUUCCCGAGCGAAGAAUCGUCCGCGCGGUAAUAAAAAAUUAAGGUCUCGCCUGAAGAAAACUAAACAAGCAGCUAUUACAGUUAUGCAUCUCUGAGGGGGUUGAAAUCAUAUCGGUAAUCAUCUGAUCAUUUUUAUACUGUCAAAUAUAGUGAAGAUGUUUGCUUGCCUGAUGUGCAACGUUCAAACACGAUUGAUUAGUUAACGUAAUAAGGUUCAAAAUCGAUCUGAUAUCCUAUCUCGAGUAAGUAAACUUGAAAAAUUUACAAAAAGUGAAGCUGAUCGGUUUAACUCCUGAGAGAAUCAAAUGGUAAAAGCCUGCAGCCACAAAGAGAAUUUUUGGGCCUUAUUACGUAUCUGCCAGUUGCAUUUUGUGCUAAAUUUGAGUGACGCGAUAUGUUUGUAUAUAUUUUAACGUGACAUCUCAUGCGUGAAUAUACCGAUCAGCUAUUAGAUAUACAUGCAACUAAUACUCAUUAUCGUGCAAUCGUAAGAGGAAUCACUAAAGCCGCACAGUGUUAGAGAAUAAAUGUUGAUACAAAAUAAAACUAGUUUUGACUGUAUUAUAGAGUAGAAAAAAAUCGUGUAAAACUGUAAAGAAAAGAUCGCAGGUAAAAUGGUAAGAUUUCAAGAGUGAAUUUUACCGACUUUUCGUGACGAAAAGAUGCGCUUUUAAGAGGACUCGAAAACUCAGGUACCUGAGGACAAACGCUUGGAAUUCGGAAUACUCGGAAUUGCCAAACCGUUUGUAGAGGCGAUAUUUUCGUGACAAUGGCCAAAGCAUUUCUCGUUUCACUCGUAGUGAAUAAUCGUGAAGCAAUUGUUUUGUUAUGUAUAAAAUCUCUUGUGUAAUAUGUCGAUUGCAAAGCGGCUCCCCGCAGUAAAAUGUGAAUACUGUGUAUAUAGCGUGUAAUCUCGAUGGUUGCAAAAUAUUCAUAUUUUCCGCGAGCGAAACGAAUUUCGAGACAAAAAAAUGUUUAGAAUAUUUAAUAUAUUAUAUUUUGCGAAACGACACGAAUAAAUAAAGCUAACCAGUCCCAUAAUAAAACUGUACGAUCAUUCUCUCAAAUAAGUACAACCAUUCACUCACACGAGGGCGAAUUAAAUUGUAAAAUAAAAAUCAGAUUAAAAUACCGUAAAAGGA